GGCUCUCAGUGCGCCUGCGCGCGGGCUGGGCGCCGCGGUUCUUAAGCGUGCAGUGCCGGACUCCAGGUGCAGUCAUGCAGGGAGCCGACUCCGAGCAGCCGGCUAAGCGGCCGAGACAGGAUGGCAGCCCAAGGACCCCACCAAACACUCGUUCCGCAGGGGCAGACAGGUCACCUGGCCCGGAACUCCACCCCGACCACAAGACCUGGGGCCCGGAGCAGGUGUGCUCUUUUCUAAAACGCAAUGGAUUCACAGAGCCGGGACUGCUGAAAAACUUUCGAGAAAAUAAAAUUACGGGUUCAUUACUGCCCUAUCUUGAUGAGUCUCAUCUUGAAAAUCUUGGAGUAAGUUCCUGUGGGGAGAGAAGGAAGCUGCUUAGUCAUAUCCAGCGACUGAGUCAAACUCUCACUGAUACAAUGAAGGUAAUUAAUGAUCCUAUCCAUGGCCACAUUGAGCUCCACCCUCUCCUUAUCCGAAUCAUUGAUACACCUCAGUUUCAGCGGCUUCGAUACAUUAAACAGUUGGGAGGCGGUUACUAUGUUUUUCCAGGAGCUUCACACAAUCGAUUUGAGCACAGUCUUGGGGUAGGGUAUCUAGCAGGAUGUCUAGUUCGUGCACUAUAUGAAAAACAACCAGAGCUGCAGAUAACUGAACGAGAUAUCCUCUGUGUUCAGAUUGCUGGGCUUUGUCAUGAUCUUGGUCAUGGGCCAUUUUCUCAUAUGUUUGAUGGAAGAUUUAUUCCACUUGCUCGCCCAGAGGUGAAAUGGACGCAUGAACAGGGCUCAGUUGAGAUGUUUGAACAUUUAAUUAAUUCUAAUGGACUCAAAGCUGUCAUGCAACAAUACGGUCUCGUCCCUGAAGAAGAUAUUUGCUUUAUCAAGGAACAAAUUACAGGACCACUUGAAUCACCUGUCAAAAAAAAUUCUUUGUUCCUGCAGGAGGUUGGAAAUCUGUACGACAUGUUCCACACUCGGAACUGUUUACACCGUCGAGCUUAUCAACAUAAAGUUGGCAACAUCAUUGAUACAAUGAUUACAGAUGCUUUCCUCAAAGCAGACCCCUACAUAGAGAUCACAGGUGCUAAAGGAAAAAAGUAUCACAUUUCUACAGCAAUUGAUGACAUGGAAGCCUUCACUAAGCUGACAGAUAACAUUUUUCUGGAGAUUUUAUACUCUGCUGAUCCCAGGUUGGAUGCAGCGAGAGAGAUUUUAAAAAAUAUUGAAUGCCGUCAUCUAUAUAAGUAUGUGGGUGAGACUCAGCCAAGUGGACCUGAGAGGAUUAAAAGGGAAAACUAUGAAUGUCUUCCAAAAGAGGUUGCUGACUCUAAACCUAAAGUAUCACUGGAAGCUGAACUGAAGGCUGAAGAUUUUAUAGUAGAUGUUAUCAACAUGGAUUAUGGAAUGGAAGACAAAAAUCCUAUUGAUCAUGUUCGCUUCUAUUGUAAGAGUGAUCCCAGCAAAGCAAUCAGGAUUACUAAAAAUCAGGUUUCACAGCUUCUGCCAGAGCGAUUUGCAGAGCAGCUGAUUCGAGUAUACUGUAAAAAGACAGAUGAAAAGAGUUUGUAUGCUGCACAACAACAUUUUGUUCAGUGGUGCAUAAAUAAAAACUACACCAAGCCACAGGAUGGUGAUAUUGUAGCUCCACUUAUAACACCUCAAAAGGAGGAAUGGAAUUACACAAUUACAGCCCCAGCUCAUACCCGAGAAGCAUCCAGAACCAGUGCAAGCCGGAGCCUGGCUUUUUAAGGAUGGCUCAGUGUGAAUGUCUGUAGUCUGCUGGCUGCAAAAAGCAUUCCCCCAACGCAAUUAGCUUAGGGACGUCAAUCAUAGAGUUCCACAAAGUUAGUGACAACUGUGCUUUUUAUUCUGUAUUUUGAAUGUACGCACAUGCUGCAGCUUAGUAAUUUUUAUUCAAAGAAACAAAAAGAUACCAGGCAAAUCUUGCUUUAUAUGCUAUGAAAAACAUUGC
This is a messenger RNA of Otolemur garnettii (small-eared galago), 1968 nucleotides long. It is a transcript of the gene SAMHD1, whose product is annotated as SAM and HD domain containing deoxynucleoside triphosphate triphosphohydrolase 1. Lineage: Eukaryota; Metazoa; Chordata; Mammalia; Primates; Galagidae. Gene Ontology annotation, cellular component: nucleus. Gene Ontology annotation, biological process: regulation of innate immune response; dGTP catabolic process; defense response to virus. Gene Ontology annotation, molecular function: dGTPase activity; protein binding. The transcript is spliced from 14 exons. The record is from RefSeq and is a predicted model, not a curated record. The coding region runs from base 75 to 1745 and encodes 556 amino acids.